This is a messenger RNA of Nothobranchius furzeri (turquoise killifish), 3458 nucleotides long. RefSeq names its product minichromosome maintenance complex component 7 (gene mcm7). Gene Ontology annotation, biological process: DNA replication; DNA replication initiation; double-strand break repair via break-induced replication. NCBI's taxonomy places the organism in Eukaryota, Metazoa, Chordata, Actinopteri, Cyprinodontiformes, Nothobranchiidae. Gene Ontology annotation, molecular function: ATP hydrolysis activity; single-stranded DNA binding; single-stranded DNA helicase activity. The record is from RefSeq and is a predicted model, not a curated record. Gene Ontology annotation, cellular component: MCM complex; nucleus.
UCAAGGAACGAGUGCAGACAGUCGGACCUUUCAAAAACUACUUUUGCAAAGUUAUACUCUAUGCUGUCGACGUGUGUCGGUGUAAAAUAAAAUGAUUUAGUUUAGGGGUAAUCUAUGUGGUCGGGAAGUAAAGGAAAAUCCUUCACCCAACUAUGUUGUACUUUUUGUCAAGUGUCCGUUAACGCACCGUCUGGGCUAUAUUUUGAUUUUACAGGGUUGAACAGUGCUGUUAGCUUUUUCGUUACUAGCUAAAAUGAAUUUUAAUACUGAUAUUUGCUUCCAGCUUAUUCGUUUUCAGCAUAAACGAUUAUAGCUUUGGUUUAUGUUGAUCACUCACAUGGGUUUGGAAGGGCUCUGUAGCAAUAUGUGGUGUAUUAAUGAAUCGUAUACACGCGUAGUUCCUGAACGUAGUCGUGUUCCGAGUCUAAUUCAGCGAACGCACUAACCAGCAGCAAUUUCUUAGUCGUCAUAAACGUCUCGUGGUAAGCAUUAAGCAAACCUCCUCUCGCCGCUUAGUGAUUCUGUCAUCAGGACAUUAGAAAAGGCAGCGCAGCUGCUGCGUUCACAACUCUAAGCUAACCUGGGCUAAUGUUAAAAAAUGGCUGGCCACGGUUUGAAAACAACAACCGGGACUGGUUCUAGGAGCGGAGGAAUCGCGGAGGGAUAUCUCCAGUGACUGGGCACAAAAGCCAUGUGCUGCUUUGUUUACAAUAACAUCCUCGAACAUGGAAAUAACCCCACGACGCAGCAAAUUUCCUCUACGGCGGUAAAAGAAGUGCAAAAGGUUUCUGCAGGAGUUUUACACGGAGGAUGACGAUGGGAAGAAGGUGUUCAAAUAUGGAGUGCAACUUGUGCAGCUGGCCCACCGGGAGAAGGUGUCCCUGGUUGUUGAGCUGGAAGAUGUGGCUGAGGAAGACCCAGAUCUGGUUGAGAGUAUCUGUGAGAAUGCAAAACGCUACACAAACCUGUUUGCUGACGCCAUACACGAGCUGCUGCCAGAAUACAAGGAAAGAGAUAUUGUGGCCAAAGAUUCCCUGGACGUGUACAUUGAGCACAGGCUGAUGAUGGAGCAAAGGGGUCGUGAUCCGGCCGACACCAGAGAUCCACAUAACCAGUACCCACCUGAGCUCAUGAGGAGAUUUGAGCUCUACUUCAAGUCUUCCAGCACCUCAAAACCCAAAGUGGUGCGUGAUAUCCGGGCUGACAGCAUUGGCCAUCUGGUCACAGUCCGAGGCAUCGUGACCCGCGCCACCGAGGUCAAACCGAUGAUGGCUGUAGCUACGUACACGUGUGACCAGUGUGGUGCUGAAACCUACCAACCAAUCCAGUCCCCCACCUUUAUGCCUCUGGUCAUGUGUCCCAGUCAAGAGUGUGUCACCAACAAAUCUGGAGGACGACUCUACCUGCAGACCAGAGGGUCCAAGUUUGUGAAGUUCCAGGAGCUACGGAUUCAGGAGCACAGUGACCAGGUGCCUGUUGGUAAUAUUCCAAGGAGCAUGACUGUGUAUGCUCGUGGUGAAAACACACGUCUGGCUCAGCCCGGAGACCACGUAGCCAUCGUGGGAAUCUUCCUCCCUUUGCUUCGUACCGGCUUCAGCCAGGCUGUGCAGGGACUUUUGUCAGAAACCUUCCUGGAGGCUCACAGCAUCACUUUGAUGAACAAGUCAGAGGACGACGAGCUCGGCAACGAGGAGCUGACCGACAUGGAGCUGCGCAGCAUCACAGAGGAAGGGUUUUAUGAGAAGCUGGCUGGCUCGAUAGCACCAGAGAUCUACGGGCACGAGGAUGUUAAGAAAGCUCUGCUGCUGCUGCUGGUGGGGGGCGUGGAACAGGCUCCCAAAGGCAUGAAGAUCAGAGGCAACAUCAACAUCUGUCUGAUGGGAGACCCUGGAGUGGCCAAGUCCCAGCUGCUGUCCUACAUUGACCGACUGGCUCCUCGAAGCCAGUAUACGACAGGUCGGGGGUCGUCUGGAGUCGGGUUGACCGCUGCGGUGAUGCGUGACCCUCUGACCGGUGAAAUGACUUUGGAGGGUGGAGCCCUGGUGCUAGCUGACCAGGGUGUCUGCUGCAUUGAUGAGUUUGAUAAGAUGGCAGAUGCUGAUCGAACAGCCAUCCACGAGGUGAUGGAGCAGCAAACCAUCUCCAUUGCUAAGGCCGGCAUCAUGACCUCCCUCAACGCACGUUGUUCUAUUCUGGCUGCAGCCAACCCGGCAUACGGUCGCUACAACCCUCGUAAAAGCAUCGAGCAGAACAUUCAGCUGCCGGCCGCUCUGCUCUCCCGGUUUGAUCUGCUCUGGCUCAUCCAGGACAAACCCGACGCUGAUGCUGACCUGCGUCUGGCUCAGCACAUCACCUACGUCCACCAGCACUCCCGCCAGCCGCCCACUCACUUCACCCCCAUCGACAUGAAACUCAUGAGGCGUUACAUAGCUCUGUGUAAGAAGCGUCAGCCCGUUGUGCCGGAGUCACUGGCAGAUUACAUCACCGCUGCUUACGUAGAGAUGAGGAAAGAAGCUCGAGUCAGCAAAGACACCACCUUCACCUCAGCACGUACCCUCCUCUCCAUCCUCCGCCUGUCCACGGCCCUGGCCCGGCUUCGCAUGAUGGACACUGUGGAGAAGGAGGAUGUGAACGAGGCUAUGCGGCUGAUGGAGAUGUCGAAGGACUCGCUGCAGGCUGACAAAUCCAGCACCACCAGGGCGCAGCGUCCAGCUGAUGUCAUCUUCUCUCUGGUGCGGGAGCUCGCCACUGAGGGCACGAUCGGCCGUGGCGGGGCAGGCGGUGUGGUUCGCAUGUCUGAAGCUGAGCAGCGUUGCAUCUCUCGUGGCUUCACGCCCGCUCAGUUCCAGGAGGCUCUGGAGGAGUAUGAGGAGUUAAAUGUGUGGCAGAUCAACCAGGCCCGCAGCCGCAUCACCUUCGUAUGAACACACCUGGACACGCUUCGCCCCAGCCAUCGACUAGAGCUCUCUUUAUUUCUGCAUCAUGUCUUUUGUAACCCAAGUUGGGCAGAACGCAGACUUCCUCUCAAUACCUGGACAUGAUGAAAAAUCCUGUUCCUGACUGGUUUCCUGUUAAUUAAUGGAUUUCUUGUAAAUAUUUGUCAGAGCACAUCAUUGUGUAACCCUCCCACUGUCCUAAUGGGUGUGAGGUCCACGUGGCAGGGGUGAGGACUGAGCACCACCUCACCCCUGCCACAUGGACCCAAGGGAUAAACCAUCAACCCUGCUUAAUGGUCAACUUUCUUCGCGGGGUCACACCCAUUAGGACAGUGGGAAGGUUAAUCUGCAGUUCAGUGGGGUAAAGCAUCAGUUUAUCAGUGAGAGUUCUUGUACAUUGUGUUUGUAAUGAGAUGUUGAUGUUGAACCUUGUAUUAGUUAUAAUAAAUGCUUCAGUAAUAAACAUCACUGUCAGUUUGGCUCCUGGUGUCAUGAGAAGUUGUAAUAAAAAUGAACUUGUCA